UAAUGGUAAGGUUAAAACAUUAUGAUGAAUUUACAUCGAUACAUAGUAAAAACUUUAUUGAAACGUUAUUGGCGAACAACCAUGAAUUGGACAUUAAUUCGGUUGAAAAGUAGCGAAGGACAUCCAACUGCUGGAAUAAUCGUAAUUGGAGAUGAAAUUUUAAAAGCGCAAGUAAAAGAUACCAAUUAUUUCUAUGCAUGUAAGCUGCUUUAUAAAUAUGGAGUCAAAGUUCAAAAAAUUGCAAUCGUACGAGACAAUCUUCAAGAUAUCGCGAAAGAAAUAAAAUAUUUUUCUAAAAUGUUCAACUAUGUUUUUACAUCAGGUGGUAUAGGACCGACUCACGAUGAUCUUACAUAUGAAGCUAUAGCAUUGGCUUUUAACGAUACAUUGCAUUAUCAUCCAACAUUGGUGGAUAUUAUAAAAAAUUAUUUUGACUUACAAGACUUGUACGGAACAUUUCCUUUGCCAGCUUAUAAAAUGGCAUACAUACCAACAAAAUCCAUACUUAAAUUUGGAAAAGACGAAGUUACAGGCAAAAUGCUCACUUAUCCAUACGUAAUAAUAGAAAAUGUUUAUAUAUUUCCUGGAUCACCUGUAUUUUUUGAGAAAUCUUUUCAAACAUUGUGCAAGGAAUAUUUUACUUAUUGUAAAAAAUUCGCAACAACCGAAAUUUAUAUAAAUGCGAAAGAAGAAUCAUUCGCAGAUAUUUUACGUAAAGUUGCAUUAGAAUAUUCAAAUGUUACUUUUGGCUCGUAUCCGGAACGUAACAGGUAUUACAAAGUGCGUAUAAUUAUUGAAAGUGAGAAUGAAAACGACAUUGAAAAGGCAAAAAAAAUAUUUUGCGAUCGUAUACCGUCAAAUAUUUUGGUAAAUUAUGAUCGGACACCGCAUGUGGAUUGUUUAUCGAAGUACGAAAUGUUGAUUGAAAAGUCCCCACAUCGAUCAGUUUAUGAACGUUCCUUCAAGAAAUUCGUAAAUUAUUAUGAGAAACCUGAAGAAAUUUGGAUAUAUUUGGAUGGUAGCGAAGAAUCAAUCAUUAUGAUACAUCUUGCUCGUGUCGUUAGCAAUAAAUUGCGAUAUUGUUCAAAGAUGAAACUACGUGCAAUUUGUUUUAAAUCCGAUAUUUUAAAAUCGGAAAUUAAUGAAUUUUUUAAUGAAAUUAAGAAUAUGUACAAUAUCGAAUUAUGUAAGUUAGAAUACGAGGAAAAUGAUGUUGUUCGUGCAAUAAAAAAUUUUACCUUAUUGAAGCCGGAAUUACGAAAGUUAUUGAUUGGAAAACGGUUGAACAGUAACGAGAGGGAAAUUUAUAAUAAUCUUGAACGAUUAAAUGACAAUUCCACACAGUUUGUACAUUUUCCUCUUAUCGAUUGGACAGACAAAGAUGUUGAAAAUUUCUUUAAUUCUCUCUUUUUACCUUACUAUACGAUAAAAAGUUAAACGAUAAGGCAAAUAAUAGAUAUGAGAUAAAAAAAAGAAAAAAAGAAAUAAGAAAAUAAUGAAAAAGUAAGUGUAUUAUUAAUAAAAAUGACGAUAGAAAAUUUCGUAUCGAUAAAUUUUAUAUUUAUCGAUUAAUUGAAUAAAAAAUUCCUUAACCGCUUGAAUAGUAUCAAAACGAAUAAUAUAUGAUUUAAUGUAUAUUAUAUGAUGUAAUAUGUAAAUUGAACUCAAAAUUGAGAUAAUUAAUUAGAAUUUAUAGAAUAACGAGAUUUGUAAAAAUCCUGUAAAUUUCUAGAAUGUACAAAAAUAUUAUCUUAAUUCUUUUUUCUCUUUUUCGCUCUCACUCUCGCUUUCUCUCUUUCUCCCUUCCCUCCUUUCAUUUUUCCUUUUUCAUAUGUGGUAUGGGGAGAAAAAAAAGUGCACGAUUAAAAUUAAUUACCCAUUAAAAAGAGAACGCAUCGAGUUAUUCCUCAUCCUCGGGAAAAAAAAACUACUCGAAUAAUCGAAUAUUUUAAUUUCUUCUUCUUCUUCUUCUUUUUAAUAUUAAUUAUCUCAAGUUAAUAUAAUUUUUAAUUAUUUUCCUUUAAAAUAGAUGACAAUGUGCCUGUUUUGAAAUUGAGAGAUGAGUCAAGAAGAUCAAUGGAGAAGAAAAUGAAUUUUUAUCAAAAGUAUAUCUAUAAUUAUGCAGUUUAAUGGUAUUUAAUUUUUAGUUAUUUAUGAUAUUUAAUUUUUAGUAAUAUAUCGGUACACAUUAUUUUUUCCAAGUAAUAAUCGAUCAUAGCUCAACUUAUUGUACAAUACUAAUAAAACAUAUACUAUA
Messenger RNA from Apis cerana (Asiatic honeybee), 2257 nucleotides. Its product is annotated as FAD synthase. NCBI's taxonomy places the organism in Eukaryota, Metazoa, Arthropoda, Insecta, Hymenoptera, Apidae. The record is from RefSeq and is a predicted model, not a curated record.